UUGUUUACUGGCUCUCACAAGGAGACACGCAAAGACACGACAACCUGACGGCGGACGGGCGAGCUCCACUCGGAACUUUUUACGCAUCGUUUUCUUUUGAAAACUGUUUCUGUUUUGUACCUCAUCACCAGCGCUAGCGACGACAUAGCUAUUUAACGUGUGUGUGUGUUUUUCCCCCCUUACAUUUCACACCGAAAGCUGGUUUGUUUUGGAUUAGCUAGCUAGCUUUAGCUGCCCCCCUUUUCCUCCUCCUCCUCCUCCUUCUCCUCCUCCUUCUUCGUCUUCUUCCAUCGGCUAAUCUGAAAGAAAAGAAACAAGACGACUUUUUUCACUACAUCUUAUUUAUGUUUGGGAGGGACGAGGAGACGUUCAUCUUCCAAGUUUGUCCCCCGCUUUCGGAUACUUUCCCCUUCCGCUUGGAGCUUUUAUGAGGGCUAGUGUUGGCGGCGUGGUGCUGCCUCGAAAAGGGUGAAGGAGUUCAUGGGAUGGUCGUAGUGUGUGUUGGAAAGGAAAAUAAGCUCCACUUUGUCCACGUUUUUUCCAAAAAGGAGUUUUUUGAAUUUUUAUCUGCAACUGGACCUAUAACUUGGAAGCUCCCACUAGGAGAUAAAUGAAUGAGAGCUACCGACUGGUCGGAUACUACCGACAGUAAAAGUGGAGAAGACGACACAUGGAUGCAGACAGCCGCCUUCACUUAUGGAAAAUGAACAUUUUCACUCCAACGUGUGUCACCACCAUAGAGGACCACCUCAUUUAGUGGUCUGCAUUUUCCCUUCAAGGCGCAAAAACACCAAGAACUUGUCUGGGGAGAUCCUUUUAUCACCGAUCCCUGUUGACGGGGUGCAGCUUUGAUUUAAGCCGUAUCACUGUUGAACAAAUACUUUUGUCACACCAUUUGUUGUUUUUUUUCCCCAAAAAUGAGGCUCAGACUGGAAGCACAACUUGUGCUUUUUCUGCUCAUUUGUAGCUGCAUUAUAAGCCAGCAUGGACUCAUUAAGGGAGAAAUUUGUCAAAGCAAGGACAUCCGCAACAAUGUGACCAACCUGCAGACGCUGGAGAACUGCACCAUCAUCGAGGGCCACCUGAAGAUCCUGCUCAUGUUCAAGACCAAGACCGAGGACUUCCGGGGCCUCAGCUUCCCGAAGCUGCGGGUAGUAACCGACUACAUGCUGCUCUUCCGCGUCUACGGCCUGGAUUCCCUCACCGAUCUCUUCCCCAACCUGACGGUGAUCCGCGGCAACAACCUCUUCUUCAACUACGCCCUUGUGAUUUACGAGAUGCUGCAGUUGAAGGAGGUGGGCCUUCACAGCCUCAUGAAUAUCACCAGGGGGGCGGUGAGGAUAGAGAAGAACCCGGACCUCUGCUACCUGGCCACUCUGGACUGGUCCAAGAUCUUGGACUCGGUGGAGGACAACUACAUCGUAGAAAACAAGAACGACCGGGAGUGUGGCGACGUAUGUCCCGGCACGGCCCAAGGUCAGACCAUCUGCCCGCAGAACACCAUCAACGGUCACUUCAGGGGACGAUGCUGGUCCCAGAACCACUGCCAGAGAAUGUGCCUGGACCGCUGUAAGCAUGGUGCUUGCAACCUCCAGGGCCAGUGCUGCCAUGACCAGUGCCUUGGCGGCUGCUUGGAGCCGGGCAAUGCCAGCAGCUGCGUGGCCUGCAGGAACCUCCAGCACGCCAACACCUGUGUGGAGAAGUGUCCCUCUGGAUACUACGUCUUCAGGGGCUGGCGCUGCGUCAGCUUCUCCUUCUGCCAGGCGCUCCACGACCAGUGUAAGGAGACCAAGAGGCUAAACCAAGGCCGGGAGUCUGGUUGCCAUGAAUACGUCAUCCACAACGGCGCCUGUAUUCCAGAGUGUCCUUCUGGAUACACCACUAUAAACUCCUCCAUGCUGACGUGCUCGCCGUGCGCGGGGCUUUGCCCUAAACUGUGCGUGGGGAAUAAAACCAUCGACUCGGUCACCUCUGCCCAGGCCUUGAGAGGAUGCACCGUUCUCCACGGCAACAUGAUCAUCAAGAUCCGAGGAGGGAAUAACAUUGCUGCCGAGCUGGAGGCCAGUUUGGGUCAGCUUGAGGAGAUCACAGGCUACCUGACCGUUCGCAGAGCCUACGCCCUCGUGUCCCUCUCAUUCCUACGCAAACUGCGCACCAUCAAGGGGGAGCAGCUUGAGGGAGACAUCUAUGCCUUCUAUGCACUGGACAACCAGAAUCUGCGUGAGCUGUGGGACUGGUCCAAGCACAACCUGACCAUCCAGCGUGGCCGAACCUUUUUCCACUAUAACUCCAAACUGUGCAUGUCGGAAAUCCGGAAAAUGGAGGAGGUGACGGGUACCAAAGGGCGCAACCAAAAGAACGACAUUGCCGUGCGCACCAACGGGGACCAAGCCUCUUGUGAAACCAAGCUGCUGAAAUUCACUUUCAUCAAGACGGCAUCAAACAAGAUUUUGGUGAGGUGGGAGCCCUUUUGGCCGUUGGAUUUCAGAGACUUGCUGGGAUUUAUGGUUCUCUACAAAGAAGCGCCCUACAAGAACGUGACGGAGUUCGACGGGCAGGAUGCCUGCGGGUCCAACAGCUGGGUGAUCGCCGACGUGGACCCACCGGCCCGCGUCACCGACAACAAGGAGCAGAGCGAACCGGGCCAUUUGAUCCGACCCCUGAAGCCUUGGACCCAGUACGCCAUCAUGGUCAAAACCCAACUGUCUGCGUCGGACGAGCAUCAGGUUCAGGGGGCCAAGAGUGAGAUCAUCUAUGUCCGCACCGACGCCUCCAAGCCUUCCGUGCCUCUGGAUCCCAUUUCCUCCUCCAACUCCUCCUCUCAAAUCAUCCUGAAGUGGAAGCCUCCCACCAAUCCCAACGGCAACAUCACACACUACCGGGUCAUCUGCCGCAAGCAGCCCGAGGACAGUGACCUCUACAAGUUUGACUACUGCCUGCAAGGAAUGAAGCUGCCGUCCCGGACCCCGACCCACUUGGACAGCGAGGACGAGCAGAAGUGGAACCACACAGACGAGCCCAACAUCGGCGGCAAGUGUUGCGCCUGCCCCAAGACGGACAUCCAGCUCAAGAAAGAGCAGGAGGAGAUCGAGUACCGCAAGACCUUUGAGAACUACUUGCACAAUGAGGUCUUUGAGAGCAGACCUUCACGUAGGCGACGCUCAGUGGGAGUCGCCAACGCCACCGAAUUGCCUUUCCUACUUCCCACAAUGCCCAGCUUUCCCGAUGAUGCUACCAAAGCCGCACCCAAAGACGAGGACGAGGAGGGAGCCAAGGUUGAGCUGAAGGUCUUCUCCAAGGAGUCGACCGUCAUCUCCAACCUGCAACACUUCACCAGUUACAAGAUCGAGAUCAUGGCCUGCAACCAUCCCACAGACCUCAAGCGCUGCAGCAUGGCCACGUACAUCAGUGCCAGAACCAUGCCUGAAGAGAAAGCCGAUGACAUCCCAGGCCAGGUGAGCCAUGAGAUCAUGAACGGCGAGCCCGCCUCCGUGUUCAUUAAAUGGAAGGCACCCCCCUCCCCGAAUGGCCUCAUCAUCCUAUAUGAAGUGUUCUACAGGAAGGUCGGCGAGACUGAGGUUCACACAGCUUGUGUGUCUCGACCUGCUUACCUCAAGUCUGGUGGCACCAAGCUGUCGCUCGUGCACCCUGGGAACUACAGCGUGAGGGUCCGUGCCACCUCCUUGGCGGGAAACGGCUCCUUUACAGAAACCACCUACUUCUUCAUGCCCAACAAGGAUCCCGGCAUAAUCGGGGUUGUCAUUGGCCCAGUCAUCUGCUUCAUCCUGCUGCUAGUGGUGGGAUGUGUGGUCUUCAUGAUCUUCAAGAAGAAGCAAGCAGAAGGACCAACUGGCCCUCUUAUUGCCUCCUCAAAUCCUGAGUACCUCAGUGCCAAUGAUGCCUACGUUCCUGACGAGUGGGAGGUCCCCCGUGAGAAGAUCACGGUGCUCCGAGAGCUGGGUCAGGGCUCCUUCGGCAUGGUCUACGAAGGAAACGCCAAGGACAUCGUCAAAGGCGACCCGGAGACCCGCGUGGCCGUCAAGACGGUCAACGAAUCCGCCAGCCUGCGGGAGAGGAUUGAGUUCCUCAACGAGGCCUCCGUCAUGAAGGCCUUCAGCUGCCACCAUGUGGUACGCCUCUUAGGCGUUGUGUCCAAGGGCCAGCCCACCCUGGUAGUGAUGGAGCUCAUGACACAUGGCGACCUGAAGAGCUACCUGCGAAGUCUCAGGCCAGACUCUGAGAACAACCCAUCAGGCCGCCCUUCACCUACCCUGAAGGAGAUGAUCCAGAUGGCUGCAGAAAUUGCAGACGGCAUGGCCUACCUCAACGCCAAGAAGUUUGUGCACAGAGACCUGGCAGCCAGGAACUGCAUGGUGGCGGAGGACUUCACCGUCAAGAUUGGAGACUUUGGGAUGACGCGGGACAUCUACGAGACAGACUACUACCGCAAAGGGGGGAAGGGCCUGCUCCCUGUCAGGUGGAUGGCUCCGGAGUCUCUGAAGGACGGAGUCUUCACUGCCCACUCUGACUGCUGGUCGUUUGGGGUGGUGCUGUGGGAGAUCAGCACACUAGCGGAGCAGCCUUACCAGGGCUUGUCCAACGAGCAGGUGCUUAAAUUUGUCAUGGACGGGGGAUACCUGGACCGCCCUGACAACUGUCCCGAGAGGAUGCACAACUUAAUGCAGAUGUGCUGGCAGUACAAUCCCAAAAUGCGGCCCAUGUUCCACGAGAUCAUCGAGAUGCUGCGGGAGGACCUGCACCCGUCUUUCCAGGAGGUCUCCUUCUUCUACAGCGAGGAGAACAAGAUUCCUGAGACGGAGGAGUUUGACCUGGACCUGGACAACAUGGAGAGCAUCCCCCUGGACCCGUCCUCUUACUCGCAGAGAGAGGAGAGCUUAGGCAGGGACAGCGGGCCCUCUGUGGCCCUCAGGGGGAACUAUGAGGAGCACGUUCCUUACACACACAUGAACGGCGGCAAGAAAAACGGACGCAUCUUAUCUUUGCCCAGAUCCAGCCCUUCCUAACAUUUCCUGGAAGAACGCGUGGAACUGGCCCAACACCUCAACCAUCUUUCUUUCUCCUCCAUCCCGCUCUCGUUUCCUUAUCUUCCUCCUUUCUCCUCCUCAACCCACACGGAUCUCAGGACUUUUGACUUUUCUUCCUCAUGGCUGCCAAACAGGCUCGCAAGGGAUGCAAACAGCACGCGCCUCUUUUCCGCUAAUGGCGGAAACACACACACACACACACACACACACACACACACACACACACACACACACACACAAAGAACUGUGAACACAACUAAGCUGGCUGCUUCUGUUGGACCUCCUCAGCACUUGCGGUGGCUCUCCUCUCCUCCCGCUGAACUUCCACUUGAGUCUUCAGACUUUCUGUACCAAGAUGGUGGCCUUGUGAUGCGUGGCCUCCCGAGAAAGACACCGGUUUCUCCGCUUGCGCUUUCUUUUCACGUUGGAUCCGUUGGACGGCUGGGAUGAAUCCAUCGUUGAACAAACGGCUCGUCCUGGAGCAACAUCGGCUCUUUUUUGUGUUUUUUUUUUUUUUUCCCAGAAUUCCAGAACGACGCGCAUGUUGAUGGGGUGAAUAGUUUUAAUUUAUUUGCUUUUAUUUCUUUGUUUUCUUACGUGUCCUCACUUAUAUGGCUGAAGGAUAUUUAAACAGUUAUUCAUUGGACAAAGGAGUUCCUCAGACUGACCAAUAGCUGCUGCUGCUUUCAUAUAUUUUACUAGCUAUAGAAAUCUAAAAAUGGAUAUAAUAUAUAUAGUAUAUAUGGAAUCUUGGUGCUCAGGUACCAACAUUUUAUAUAUAUAAUAUAUGAUGUUUUUGUAUAUAGUUCAUAUUUGUAAUAUUUUUCAUCAAAAGCUUUGUUAGUACCUAGAUUUUUAUUUUUUGCCAGUUUUCUUUUCCUUCAAAUGUUUUUAUUUUUGUAGCCCCCACAAAUCCACCAUCAGUGCUCUGGUAGUGUGAGCGCGCCCGGGUGGGAAAUUGCCUCUGAAUCCUUUCUAUUUUUUGUUGACUCACCCUCGGGCCUCCCGGAGCAGACCUUUUAUUUUUAAGGAUGAGGGGGAAAAAAGAGAGAAAAAAAAGCUUUAAAAAGGGGGGGUGGGGGGUGAUGAGGUCACAUGAUGUGUGUGGUGAGGCCUGAUGAAUGUACUUCCUGUUUGAUAGCAGCACCAGCCCUCCCAUGGUCCUCUCAUAGGUUCUAGAUUCUCCUCGGUUGGGUUCUUGUCCUGUUUGUGAUGGUUCUCCUCAGGUUCCACCACCGUCUUUACAAGCGAUGGUUGCAGCAGGCGGCGCCAAUACAGACGAUUCCUACAUCAUCUAUGUUUGUUCAUGAAAGGGGUUGAUGAAACUGUAAUUUCCCUCGCUCGGUGGCGCCUCCAUGCCCUUUUUGUGCUUUGAUCCACUUGGGACGCUUGAGAACAUCCCAGAUGCGUCUGGUGCCUGCCGUGCAUUGUAGCGGCCUGCAGCCGUCGUGUUUUGUCGGUAUUGCAUGGUACCUACUCGGCUCCUCUCGUGUUUCCAUCGACACAAGCAAGUACUGUUUCUAGUCCAAGCGUGCCGAGCUGAUGAUAGCCGGCACAUUUGUCACUGUAACCUUUGAGGACACACGGCCUGCCACGCAUGCUAACCUACACUGUAGCGCUGCCUUAGUUACCAUGCUAUACUCCUCAGUCUUCACUUGGAUAAAAUGGCUACUUAGCGUGGUCAGUAGCUACAUGCUGGAAGGAACUACAGGAGCCCCUCCUCCUCCCGCCACUUUGCUGCAGCUGCCCUCAGUCUCCUAAAGGAUAAAAGUACUCCUUACUGUAGCCAAUCGUCACAUUCUGGCAAGUAAAUACAGGAGACCCUUCUUUCUUAUUUUGCUAUAGCUGCCUUUAGUCUCCCAUUGGAUAAAGUUAGUCUCCUUCUGUGGUCAGUAGUUCCACUUCCCUCCAAAAGUUUGGGAACACCUGAAGGUGUUUCCAAAUUUUCGGAGGGCAGUGUAUGUCUGACAAGUAAAUACAGGAACCCCUCAUUCUCCUCUACUUUGCUGUAGCUGCCCUCAAUCUCCUACUGAAUAAAACUACAGUAGUGUCCAAACGCUAGCCAAUAGUUGCGUACUGUAAUGACUAGUAAAUACAGGAGACCCUCAUUCUCCACUUUACUGAAGCUGCCCUCAGUCUCCUAGUGGAUAAAACUACAGUAGUGUCCAUACCAUGGUCAAUACUUGCAUACUGUAAUGACUAGUAAAUACAUGAGGCCCUCAUUCUCCACUUUACUGAAGCUGCCCUCAGUCUCCUAGUGGAUAAAACUACAGUAGUGUCCAUACCAUGGUCAAUAGUUGCCAACUGUAAUGACUAGUAAAUACAUGAGACCCUCAUUCUCCACUUUACUGGAGCUGCCCUCAGUCUCCUAUUGGAUAAAAUGUCUCAUUUAUGUGCCCAGUGAUCCCAUGCUGACAAGUAAACCCAGCAGGCCCUCAUUCUCCUCCACUGUUGUGGUUUGUUGGAGUGACUUGAAGCUGAUUGUUGUAUGAAGCAGGUCGAGCCCAGUCGUGUGGGUAAGGUGCAGUGGGGAGCGUGCCCCAUCAGGCCUGACGUUGCGGGAUUCUAGUCACUCGCUCCUGUUUUUGACACCCUUGACGUGACGUUUGUCUCGGACGGUCAGCGUUGAUGCUUUGAUGGACUUCCUUCAAGCGUCUUCUGACGUUUCAGACCACGAGUGUGACCGGCGGCGCAGCAGCCACAGCCACGGCAGCCUUCCGGGAACGCCCUCGCUCACGUACCAGUGCCUUCUCAUUAUUGAAGAAAAGCAUCAAUGGGGGCGUGUCUUCACACGACCACGGAAAUGCGGCGGACACGCUACGAACACUGUGAACAUCAACCACGCUAGUUCCUUUCCAUGGCACCCACAACUCACUCGCUCGUUUAGUUGGGACGAAGAGCAAAAAGGAAAUGGCGGCGUGUGGGGGUGGAGCCACGCCACAGCCUACUUUGUUCUUAUGGUUAUCUUAUGGUUAUCUUAUGGUUAUCUUAUGGUUAUGGUUGUGGCCGAGAGUCUACCUCAGUGCACACGGACGAAUCCAUCAGCAUCACAUCAUCAACCUAUCACACUCAAACUCUAAACCUCUCUGCCUUACACACACACACACACACACACACACACACACACACACACACACACACACACGCUCUUCUUCUAUUAUUGGGCCCUUAAAGGUACUUCUAC
Dunckerocampus dactyliophorus (ringed pipefish) is the source of this 8229-nucleotide messenger RNA. RefSeq names its product insulin receptor b (gene insrb). The coding region runs from base 918 to 5024 and encodes 1368 amino acids. Gene Ontology annotation, cellular component: insulin receptor complex; membrane; axon. The record is from RefSeq and is a predicted model, not a curated record. Gene Ontology annotation, molecular function: insulin receptor substrate binding; phosphatidylinositol 3-kinase binding; ATP binding. Lineage: Eukaryota; Metazoa; Chordata; Actinopteri; Syngnathiformes; Syngnathidae. Gene Ontology annotation, biological process: positive regulation of phosphatidylinositol 3-kinase/protein kinase B signal transduction; positive regulation of kinase activity; multicellular organism development. The transcript has 23 exons.